GUCUGCUCAUUCCAUGCAUAUGUUUAUGGAGUUGUGGUGACGUUAAAUUUCACUAGAAUAAUUAGCGAGAAAGCAAAAAAAUCCCAGACAACACCUCGUGAUUCAUUCCGUUUUCAUUGUGAAGGUAGGAAAAAGUAUUACACGAAUGCAAUUGAAAUUAAUGUUUCACAUCGAAGUGAGUGAGCCGUAAUCGUUAUACGUGUUCAUACUUAAUUUCACUACGGCAUAUCUGCAAAUUCUUAAAUCAAGGAAUCACAAGCAUUUAUAAUCAACUUGAAAUGGCUACCGUACCACUGAUGUUCGCGGAAGAGGAUAUUGAGGGAGGGGGUAAAGAAGAAACAUCAAAUGGGAUAGAAAACGACUUUGCAUAUAACAACAAUGUGCAAAAUGCUAAUAUUAAAAUACGAAUGGCUUUUUUGCGUAAAGUCUAUGGUCUCUUGAGUGUUCAGUUGCUCAUGACCAUUGUUGUCGCAGCCAUAUGUAUGUUGAGCAAGCCUGUUAGAUUGUUCAUACACCAAAACGAAUGGAUGGUUGGAUUGUCAUUCUUCAUGACCCUCGGAUUUAUGAUGGCGUUAAUCUUCAAGAGAAGAGAACACCCCAUGAAUUUGAUUCUUCUGGGUGCAUUUACUUUGGUUCAAUCGUACACAGUUGGGGUUAUUGUUACAAUGUACGACCAAGCAAUUGUCUUAGAGGCUUUACUUAUCACAUUGACGGUGGUUGCUGGAUUAACAGCUUAUACGUUUCAAACAAAAAAAGACUUUUCGUUUUUAGGUUUUGGAUUGUUUGCUGGUCUGUGUGCCCUCCUGGUUGGUGGAAUUCUUCAAAUUUUCGUACAAAGUACUGGAUUUGAGUUGCUGCUCAGCAUAGGAGGUGCUCUGCUGUUUUCGAUGUUCAUUAUAUUUGAUACACAACUCUUAAUGCGCACAUUGUCACCUGAAGAGUAUAUUUUGGCAACCAUUAAUCUGUACAUGGAUAUAAUUAAUUUAUUCGUGCAUAUUCUCAGAGCUUUGGCUGCUUCUAGGCAAUAAUUAAUGCUCAUGAGAGUUCAAAACUUUUUCCAAUUUGUUAUUAUAUUUCGUGCUUGAUUGCCAAGAUAAAAUGUUCCGUUAUAAUUAAGGUAAAAAUUUCUUGUCUCACUUUUUUGCCAUUUUUUACGCACUUGGCGUGUGUUAAGCUUCUUAAGAUGAAUAAAGUGUCGUAUUUACGUA
This is a messenger RNA of Neodiprion virginianus, 1208 nucleotides long. RefSeq names its product protein lifeguard 4-like. The record is from RefSeq and is a predicted model, not a curated record. NCBI's taxonomy places the organism in Eukaryota, Metazoa, Arthropoda, Insecta, Hymenoptera, Diprionidae. Gene Ontology annotation, cellular component: membrane. The coding region runs from base 279 to 1028 and encodes 249 amino acids. Gene Ontology annotation, biological process: negative regulation of apoptotic process. The transcript is spliced from 5 exons.